Molecule: messenger RNA, 4066 nt
Organism: Lethenteron reissneri (Far Eastern brook lamprey)
Lineage: Eukaryota; Metazoa; Chordata; Hyperoartia; Petromyzontiformes; Petromyzontidae
Source: RefSeq, a predicted model, not a curated record
GCGUCGCUUCAAGUCGAGGACUCCGCCGCGUGUUGGUCCUCUAGGAGAGGGAGCCGAGAAAGAGACGGAGAGCGAGAGAGCCGAGACGGCGAGAGACGGCGAGAGAGGGAGCCGAGACGGAGAGCAAACGCGGCCAUGGGCGACAGUGAGCGGGACGUGGACGUGCUGAUCGUGGGCAGUGGCCCGCACGCCCUCACGCUGCUCACGCUGCUGCGAAACCCGGACUCGCGGCCCUGGGACUCGCUCAGCGGCCUCUUCGGGGGCCUGAAGCUCAGCGCCGCCGCCAAGGGUCGAGGCGGCGGCGGCGGCAGGAGGGCGGGCGGCAGGAGCCGUGGGCCCGGGGCCGUGAAGGAGAUGGAGGAGGCGGGGGGUAGUCGUGGGACUGCUGCGGAAUGGGCGAUCUGAAGAGGUGGAGCCGGCGUUGGCCUCCUUGGGCCUGCAGGAGAAGGCAGCCGAGGACGGAGAGGAGACCCCGCGUGGCCCGCAGCUGCUGGAGGUCAUGGUGGUGGACACGUACGGGCAGUGGCUGGUGCAGUGGGACAAGCAGUUCACGGCCCUCAACAUCCCGCACCUACGCUCGCACGCGCUCGUCCACACCGACCCCUUUGACAAGCGAGCACUGCAGGUGUUUGCGACGCAGCGACACAGGGAGGAGGAGCUGCGAGCGCUGCCCCGGCGGCUCCACAUCCUGGACGAGAACGCCUUCUUCAACGACGGGCGCGUGGGCAAGCGCGAGCGCCGGCUGCUGUCGGCGGGUGGUUGCGCCAGGCAGAACGAGCUCUACUUCACACUGCCCAGCACGCGGCUCGUUCGCGACUUCUUCACGCACCAGAUCGAGCACUACUCUCUGGCGGGCGCUGUGACGGCGGGCACCGUGGAUGCGAUCUUGCCUGUCCUGGCUGCUGCUGGUGUUGCUGGUGGCGGCGGUGCUGCCGGCGGUGCUGCCGGCGGUGGUAAAGGCGGUCCCAUCGUCGACUACUUCCGCGUGACACUGAAGGGCGGCUCAACAGUGCGCGCCCACCACGUGGUGUUGGCGGCCGGCCCGACACGUGCCGCCAUGGCCGUGGUUCCAGACUGGGUGUCCUCCAUCGGGGAGCGAUUUCCCGAGGACCGGCUCCUCCACACCACAGAGUUCAUCAGCCGCGCCGGCGGGUCCGUGGCGAACGUGGUGAGCGAGCCGAACGAGCAAGUGCUGGUGGUGGGCGGAGGCCUCAGUAGUGCCCACAUGGUCCUGCUGGCCGUGGAGGCGGGUGCCAGCAGCGUCACCUGGGUCAUGCGCAAACACCUGCAGGUGAAGCAGUUCGACGUGGGCGAUGUGGAGACGCUGGUGGGGCGCUAUGCUCACCGCGAGCACGGCGUGCGUCUCGACGGGUUGCCCUUCCUGCGCCAGUUCUAUGCGGAGCGGGGCCCUCGCCGCCGCCUCGACAUGAUCCGCCAGGCACGCAAGGGCGGAGCGGUCACGCCCGAGGCCUACGGGCAGAUCCGCCCGCUCAUUGAGGCGGGCAUCGUCUCACUGCGUGCUUACUGCCAGGUGGAGUUUGCGUCAUGGUCCUACAAGGAGCAGCGGUGGCGUGUGGUGCUGAGCACGGGCAAAGAGACUUGGAGUGGAGACCGCAUCUGGCUCGCAACGGGAUGCAAGCUCGAUGUCGCGCAAGAUCCGCUCCUCGCUAACGUGCUUCGCCACUUCCCUGUGCCGCUCGUGGAAGGCUGGCCAGCCAUCGACGACGACCUGCGCUGGGCGACGGGCUGCGAGCUCUACCUCAUGGGGCAGUACGCGGCACUCAAAGUGGGUCCGCAUGCCGUGAACCUCGCUGGCGGGCAGGCAGCCAGCGCACGCAUCGCCAAAGCCAUCCUCCAGCAGCACCGCGAGGAGCAGCAGGAGGACUCGAGCAGCCGAGCCCAGGAGUUCAUAGACCACAUGCAUGGCCUCAUGUGGUGCUAGAGAUCCCCUCUGCUUCGCCGACAUUUGUGUGUGUGCUAGACCUGUAUGUGUGUGUGUGCGCUAAACGUGUGUGUGCGCGCUAAACGUGUGUGUGCGCGCUAAACGUGUGUGUGCGCUAAACCUGUGUGUGUGUGUGCUAAACCUGUGUGUGUGUAUGUGUGCUAAACCUGUGUGUGUGUGUGCUAAACCUGUGUGUGUGUGCUAAACCUGUGUGUUCGUGCUAAAUCUGCGUGUGUGUGUGCGCUAAACCUGUGUGUGCGCUAAACCUGUGUGUGUGUGUGCGCGCUAAACCUGGUUGAUGCUACUGUCCGCUCCGAUCGAUGGCAAGAAAUGAAGUUUUAGGUACCACUGUGCCUAAGCCUAACCUCGACCCAUUAGCCUAACCCAAGACCCUAUCCGUAAACCCUGAGCCCUGUUAUUACUACGCUUGUUUUCCCAAGACAACGACAUGUCGUUGCUUGCAGAGGGGCCACAAGCGAGGUGACGUUUUCACGGCCGAUGAGGAAUUUGUGGUCAUCAUUGCUGGGCAAUUCUCACGAUCCGCAGUCCUGAUUUCGGUAGCAUCACGGCAAUCCGCCGGGGACUUCUACAGGUUGCAGCCUCUCAACAUGAGUGAGGUGUGACUCCCUGCCCACCGUAGGAGCACCCCGAGCUCUUGCCACAUUCAUGCAAAACGGGAGAUGGAUUUGAGUGACACUCAUGGGCACAGGAUGGAGUUCCCUGGGAAAGUAUUCUUAGUUUUUUUCGGUAAAGUCACGUAGGUAAAAAAAAUGUAAAUUAAUAAAAGUAAAAUAAAAUAAAAAUCACGACGUUUCGGAGGCAACACAAGCUUCCGUCUUCAGGUGGAACCGUCACAGCACGAUAGCGGUAUCAAGUAAGAGAAAUUCCAAGAAAACAGUCCUUGUAUAUAUACUGGUUAAGGGUGGGAGGAGCCAAGGUAGGCCCCUGGAUAUUAUUGUGAGGUUCGGUGCGGCUGAAGCACGCUGCUAGGAAUGAGCCUUUGUUGUGUAGACUGGUUGAACUCGGAGGUUCCAAGAGUUGUUAAGGUGCGGCUGAUGUAAAGGUGCGUGUAAAUGGGACUGAGCCUUUUGUUAUGUAGAUGAAACAGAACUUUGCUACGUUGCUGGGAUUAAUUCUAGAUUUGCCAAAUAUGUGUGGUAAAACUUAAAGUAGGAAAACCAAUGUGUGAAAAAAGAAUAAACUAUACGGUAACUGAAGAAUAGUGCCUGUCAAAUAAGAUGGUCCAAAUAUAUGUAGUUAAAUCUUUUUUGCAUAGUUAAUAACAUCUUUCCAAUGAUUACUAAGUUUGUACCCAUCAUCACGGUUGAAAUUAUGUCUGUGUUUGUAUAUUUGGAUGGCUUCGUGUACAAACCUUUGAUGGUAGCCAGGAGGUUUGCAGAGCACCUUGGUCUCGGAAAAGACAAUUUCAUGAGAGCCCACAGCGUUGUAGCAAUGAUCGGCAACGGCGGAAGAAUCAGUUUUGCCGUGUUUCAGAUCUGACUUGGAUCUUAUGUUUGUUUAGAAUUUUGGAGAUCUUUUUGGCCAUGCUUGCUAUGUAUGGCAACGUGAUAGUUUUGAUCGGAGUUUCAUGUGGCUGUUUCUGUAUGGUGGGAGAAACAGCUUGGCGGAUGGUGCGGUCAGAGUAUCCGUUCAUCCUGAGGGCCCGAUGUACAUGUCUUAAUUCUAUUUUUUAUUUUACUUUUAUUAAUUUAUUUUUUUUACCUACGUGACUUUACCGAAAAAACCUAAGAAUAUGAAUCCUUGCAGUCACGAAAGCUUCAAAUCUAGAAUUCCCUGGGAAAGCUAAUGGUAGGAUCGCACCGAUGUGUCUGUAGAAGAACUUUUUCAAUUGGUGCCUACUGCCAGCUGCGGCUCAUGGAUUAGAAACAUUGGCACUGAUAAAGGAAAUGGAACAAAAGCUGAAAGAUGCAAAGGGAAGCAUGGACCGAUGCGAGCUUAGCAUUUCACGUGGAGACUUUAAUAGGAGCGCAUGGAUCAGCGAACAGAGUUUCGUUCAAUGCUUUCAAUUCAAUGUUUAUUUUUUACACGGAAAAUCCUAUUUAGCCAUAUUCUUGAUUCUUUCGGUAAAGUCACAUUGAUAGAAAAUAAAAUAAAAAAUAAAAA